This is a messenger RNA of Effrenium voratum, 667 nucleotides long. Lineage: Eukaryota; Dinophyceae; Suessiales; Symbiodiniaceae. The record is from the annotation of a GenBank genome assembly.
AGCCCCGCAGCUCCGCAGCUCAGCCCGCGCGUCUGGGGAGUGCUGGCCCCAUCGCCAUGGGCAAGUUCUCUAUGGAUCCCUCGCUGGAGGCGAAGAUGCACCAGUACCAGAUCGUGGGCCGCGCAGCACCCACCAACAAGAACCCCACGCCCAAGAUUUACCGCAUGCGCAUCUUUGCACGGAACGUGGUGCUCGCCAAGUCCCGGUUCUGGUACUUCAUGAAGCGGCUCAACAAGGCCAAGAAGAGCGGAGGAGAGGUGCUGGCCGUGAACGAGCUUCACGACACUACGCCGACCAAAGUGAAGAACUACGGGAUCUGGCUCCGAUACGACAGCAGAACCAACACGCACAACAUGUACAAGGAGUUCCGCAACGUGAACAUCAACGGGGCGGUGGGUCAGCUCUACCAGGAGAUGGCCGGGCGACACCGUGCGAGCCCGGGCUCCAUCCAGAUCAUCCAUGCGGCCACCGUGGCGGAUGAGAACUGCCGAAGGGACCACGUCCUGGAAAUGCACGACCAGAAGUUGAAGUUCCCGGUGGUCAGGAAGGUCCCAAACUCGGUCAAGAAGCUGCGCACCACCUUCAAGGCGAAGCGCCCGCAGACCUUUGUGCGAUGAGGUGGUGCUGCAAGGCUGCGGAGGGCCAGAGCCGGACCGGAACAAAAAGA